Cucurbita maxima (winter squash) is the source of this 3076-nucleotide messenger RNA. RefSeq names its product formin-like protein 3. Gene Ontology annotation, molecular function: actin filament binding. The record is from RefSeq and is a predicted model, not a curated record. The coding region runs from base 19 to 2904 and encodes 961 amino acids. Gene Ontology annotation, biological process: actin cytoskeleton organization; actin nucleation. NCBI's taxonomy places the organism in Eukaryota, Viridiplantae, Streptophyta, Magnoliopsida, Cucurbitales, Cucurbitaceae. The transcript has 6 exons.
GAGAAAAUUACGUAUGGAAUGAGGGUUCACACAGAAAUGGAAUUGAGAAGACCUGGUUAUGUGGUUGUAUUUGUGAUCCUCCUCAGCGCAUUGGCAAUUUCCAGUUCAGAGGCCAGAACGAAGACCGUCGAAAUGGUUCUCACCACUGCCGGCGAUUGCCAUUUCGCCUCCUCGGAAUUCGAACCAUAUAUGGAAGAAAAUCAGGCGUGCAUGAAAGAAUUGGGAGAGAGGGAAUAUGAAUAUGAAGAUGAAGAAUUGGUUGCUUGCAUCCAGAAAGGGAACAUGGAUGAAGCUAUAAGAAUUCUGGAUCCUGAGAUGAAACAUGAAUUGUUGAAUUGUUUAAGAAGGAGAAGUACGUUUUCUCGUGGAUCUGAAGAAGCACGUCCUAACUUAAUUGAUGGGUUUAGAAGGUCAACUGAGUUCAUCUCCGGAGGCUCCAAUAUUCACAUCAGACGUACAAUUCUAUCAUCCCAAGAUUCACCACCAUCAGGCCCUGCUGCAGCUCCAUCCCCUUCAUCAGAAUCACCAAACAAUUCUCCAUCAUCAUCUCCCAGUAAUGCUCCAAUGUCAUCCCCUACUCAUGUCCAACCCAAGUCUCCAUUGCCAAAAUCGAAAUCGAAAUCGAAAUCGAAAUCGAAAUCAAAACAGAAACCGAAAGAAGACGACACCGACACCGACUCCGACACCGACACUGGUAAUUCGGAUUCUACGGAUUCAACAGAUUCACCUUCAGCUUCUGCAGGUCGCUCACCAAGUCUUCCACGUGGUUCUCCCAAGCGUCGCCCUCCAAAUACGGAGGAGGAAGAAAACCUGAUGAUUAUAAUUGCUGGCAUUGUAGCAACUGGUGUGGCAGUUGUUUUUACUGUUGCCCUGCUUUUGUUCUGCAGUUGUAGGGAUGAGGAAAGUGAGCCUGAUCCAAAGUUUAGGCAAAGGGGUGAGAAGCCUCUUCUUGUAUCUAUGGGCGAAGUAUCAGCAGGUUCUUCACUGAAGUCUUACAGCCAUGGAAAUUCAGCUACAAAACAGUUCGGUGCUGAUAAUGCAACGAAACCACCCUCUUUUGCUGGCAACUUGUCGGUGAAUCCUGAAAAUGUUACCUCAAUGGCUGAGGCUCCAAGAUUUGACGGUAAACCAUCGGCAAUGCCGCCUCUAAAACCCCCUCCUGGAAGAUCAGAACCUCCGCCCCCUCCUCCACCAGCACCAGAACCAGAACCAGAACCAGCACCAGCACCAAAACCAGCACCAGCACAAGCGGCGGCGGCACCGGCAGCACCUCCACCGCCACCAGCAACUGCUCCUAGAGCUCCACCUCCUCCUCCCAUGAAAGGUGCUCGACCCCCACCUGCCCCACCGGCGGGAAUCCCUGGUAAAUCUCAAGCAGUGCCUUUGGGGCCAAAUCAGCGUGGAACCAGUGGCUCAAAUACGGAUUCGGAUCCAGGAAGCCACAAGACCAAGUUAAAGCCAUUCUUCUGGGAUAAGGUUCUUGCCAAUCCUGGUCAAUCCAUGGUCUGGCACGAGAUUAGUGAUGGAUCUUUCCAAUUCAACGAGGAGAUGAUGGAGUCUCUGUUUGGGUACAAUCCUGCAGAAAAUAACAAAGGCAACCGCAAGAAAGAUUUAGCUUCAGAUUCUUCCAAUCAGUACAUUCAAAUCAUCGACGCUAGGAAAGCUCAAAACCUUUCAAUUCUCCUACGUGCAUUGAAUGUAACAACAGCAGAAGUUGUGGAUUGCAUUCAAGAAGGAAAUCCGGAUCUUCCCGCAGAGCUUGUGCAGACAUUGUUGAAGAUGGCGCCAACAACAGAAGAGGAACUGAAACUGAGAUUAUUCUCAGGCGACCUUUCUCAGAUCGGUCCGGCAGAACGGUUCCUCAAAGUGCUGGUGGAAACUCCUUUCGCUUUCAAACGAUUAGAGUGUCUUCUCUUCAUGAUUUCAAUGUCGGAAGACGUCGCUACCGUUAAAGAGUCAUUCACAACUCUAGAGGUUGCUUGCAACAAACUCAAGAACAGCAGGCUAUUUCUCAAGCUAUUAGAAGCAGUUCUCAAAACUGGAAAUCGAAUGAACGACGGAACGUACCGUGGCGGUGCUCAGGCGUUUAAGCUCGACACGCUCUUGAAACUGGCGGAUGUUAAAGGAACCGACGGCAAGACUACUUUCUUACAUUUCGUCGUAACGGAGAUUAUUCGUUCGGAGGGCGUGAGAGCAGCCCGCUCUUGCAGAGAAAGCCAGAGUUUGUCCAGCAUAGCCUCCGCCGAUAUUGUUUUGGAUGACUUCACUGACGAUUCGGCGGAAAAUUAUCGAAAAUUAGGUCUUCAGGUCGUUUCUAGUUUGAGCACGGAGCUCGUGGACGUUAAAAGAGCGGCAGCCAUAGAUGCGGAUGGGUUAACCAAGAUGAUAGCGAAACUCGGCCAGUCUCUGAUGAAAUCCAAAGCAUUUAUAAAUGCCGAAAUGAAGAAUUUAGACGAAGACAGCAAAUUCCGCCAAUCGAUAUUGAAAUUUUUGAAAGACGCAGAAACGGAUAUUACGUGGAUUGCAGGGGAAGAAAAGAACAUAAUGGCGCUGGUGAAGAGCACGGCAGAUUACUUCCAUGGAAGUUCCGGAAAGGACGAAGGAUUGCGAUUGUUUACGGUCGUACGCGAUUUCCUGAUUAUGCUAGACAAGACGUGUAAACAGGUUAAAGAUGCAGCUGCAGCUGAAGCUGCAGCAGCGGCGGCAGCGGCAGUGGCAGCAGCGGCAACAAACCAUGGGAAGAAUUCCAAGAAAGAAACUCCGAAAUUGUCGGCUACUUCUAAUCAGAGAUCAGAGCUACGGCAACGGCUAUUCCCGGCGAUUGUAGAACGAUGGAAGGGCGAGGAUUCAAGUUCUUCGGACGAGGAGGACGGCGACGGCGAGAGCUCAUCUUCAUCAUCCUAGAUUCCACUGACUGUAUUUUAAUUCUACGAAUCGGAAUCCCUUUUUGUGUGAAUGGAAGAAAAAUCUUCUCCAAAACAUUCUGCAGUGUGACUUCUCAAGCAGAUCAUCUAACCGAACCUUCUUUGUCUUGACGAUUUGUGACUUUAUUUUAUGACUGAUUUAUUUCAUAGAA